UACAAAUGACAGUGUCAAAAUAUAAAUAUAUCUAAUUGUAAAUACCUAACAAUAAUUGCAAAAAAUAUGAGUAUAAAUUAUUAAAGCUACUUUUAUUUCUUUAAGUAGUAUAUUGAGUGAAUAUUUAUGUUCUAUUUCGCUGUCUUCAGAUAUUAUUAUUAUUCAAACAAUGGGCACCAAACUGUGUCUAAAUGUACUUGAUCGGACAAUAAAUUAUUUUAAAUAUUUCGUGCCUUUAAAACCGCAAUGUGCAAUAAAUAAAAUUAUUGGUUAUCAUCGACAAUUCAGCUCAUAUGAAGUAAAAAACCAUAAACUAAAGGAUAGUUCAAAGGCAGAAUUGAUUUCUAAUCUUAAUUUCAAAUCUGAUGCAGAUGCUUUACCAUUUCUUAAAUUGCCUGUGAAAACUUUAAUUCAUAUAGUCAAGACAACACAGAAUGAUGUAAAAUGUGGCUACUGCGAAAAUAGACUAUAUUAUCUUUCCUCUCAUAUAAAGGUUCCAUCACCUAUUUUAAGUGAACAAAUUGUCAGAAGAGUUUUCAUAUAUACUUUAUCAUUUGAUUGGUUAGAAAAUUCAUUAAAAGUUUUAUUAGAUAUGAAUGUAGAAGGUGACCGUAUACUAAGGGAUUUGUGGGUGCUUAAAUAUCAUCAUAAAACUAUAGAAGAGAGGCUUGUUAGGGUUAAAAAUUUUGGCAUCACAAAUUUAUACCCAUGGAUGGUGAGGUGCUCAGAAAGUAUAUUAAAUAGGUAUGUUGAAAUUUUUCAAGAAACAAAAAAUAUUUUAGGGGAAAAUAUGUCAACAAAAAUGUAUCUCGCAGAACGUCUCAAUGUUUCCUCUGAAUUAAUUGAAGAUAUGUAUGUGAAAGCACCUGCAUUAAAAACUAUCCGAGUUACAAAGUUAAAAAAAUUCCUAGACUUUUUAAUCAAAGAAGGAUUUACUGUAGAAGAUAUUGCAAUUAAAUCUAGGAUACUUGCUGCCUCACAAAGUACUGUGAAAAAAAGGUUAUCCAAGCUUCGAAGUUUAGGAAUGACUGAAAUAAAUUUAAAUGUCCUAUGUAGAAGUAGAAAGGAUUUCCAAAAAUACUGUGAAUCAAUAGACACAUCUGUGAAAAAAUGAUUAAAUUAUUUUAUUCUACUAGUAGUAUAAUAUUUGAAACUAUUUCAUAUAUGUGCCUAUAAAAUAAAUAUUGUAUAACAACUAAAACUGCUUGUUUAAAUGAAAUGUAUAAUUACAGAUAUAAGUAAUAAUGACGAACAAAAAAAAACUAUAAUUCUUACUCUAAUUAAUUGUUUUUCGAGAGAGUACUUCUAUUAGUUUAUUUAUUCCUUCGAUAAAUCCUUAUAAAAUUUAGGUAAGACCAACCUAAAAUGCGAACGAAUUUCAAAUCGUUUACACGUUUUAUUGUUUUUUUUUUAAUGACUAUAUUGUAAUUGUUUCCUUUAAAUGAUUGUUAUUUAAUUUAGAACUUAGUUUUAUCAAACGUAAACAAUUUGAUGAAAUAGAUAUGUUUUAUAAAUAUUGUUUUAGGUUAACAAUAAAUUGACAAAAAAUUGCCUUAAUAGAAAUAACAACAGAAGCAUGUAAGGUGGCAACACUAGUCAACGCGAUACAAUAGAAUUAUUAUUCCAUUUCCGCAUAUACGUAGAUACCUAUUUACCUACAAUAGCAAACGUCAAAAUGGUAUUUGCUAUUGUUAGUCAUUCAUAUUUCUUUUACGCAGAAACCAUUGUGUAUGAAUUCUAACCUCCUUUGUAGUUUUUUAUACUAUUUAAGUUCUUAAUAUAUACCAUCAUAUUACUAAAGGUUAAUCUAUAUUCUCAAAAAUAUCAGAGAUGCAAUAAAUAAUUCUAUAAUUUCUCUAACUAUUGGAUAGAUUUUUUAAAAUAUAAUAUUUGUAUUUUAUAAGUAUAUCUUUAUAUCUUUCAUUAUAAAUGACUUAUUUAAAUAAAAUAUUGCUUUCAUAAUACGUUAAUGAAUAAGAUUGCUAAAGGAAAUUUAGGUUCUAGGGCUGAUAUUUACAUGGCCUUAAAAUAUGAAAUAUCAUAUGUAUUAAAUAACUAAGUUUUCAAAGUAACAUUUCAAAUAACUCAUGAUUGAAAUAUUUAUGUAAAAUAUAGGCAUUGUUUUAUAAAUAAGCCAGGUACUAGGUAGGAACUACUUAAAAAUUUAAGAGAUCAUGAAGCAAAUAAAACAAAUUUUAUUAAAAUUAUAGUUAUUAAUCUAUGCAUUUGCACACACACACCUGUGCCAAUGGAAUGAAUAAAAUCCCUUUACUAAUAUUUUAACCAUAUCCUCAAUGUAACAAUGAUGAUAUGAUUUUAAAGUACAUGUACAUAAAAUAUAAAUAAUUAAGGCGGUUUUAUUGCAAUGAUCUAAAAUGUUACAUGAAUUUUUAUUUCAGACUAUAAAUUUGCAUGUUGAAUAUU
Messenger RNA from Danaus plexippus (monarch butterfly), 2424 nucleotides. RefSeq names its product transcription termination factor, mitochondrial (gene mTTF). Bases 170 to 1114 code for a protein of 314 amino acids. Gene Ontology annotation, molecular function: double-stranded DNA binding. Lineage: Eukaryota; Metazoa; Arthropoda; Insecta; Lepidoptera; Nymphalidae. Gene Ontology annotation, biological process: termination of mitochondrial transcription; regulation of DNA-templated transcription. The record is from RefSeq and is a predicted model, not a curated record. Gene Ontology annotation, cellular component: mitochondrial matrix. The transcript is spliced from 6 exons.